This is a messenger RNA of Amoebophrya sp. A120, 1053 nucleotides long. The record is from the annotation of a GenBank genome assembly. Lineage: Eukaryota; Dinophyceae; Syndiniales; Amoebophryaceae.
GCCCGGUGAUCUCGGGCGGCCGUGCCUGCGGUGGCCUAGGAAUGGAGGCAGUCGCCCACGAAGGCCGCGGGCCAGUCUGCCGACUUCGGCGGCCGGCCCGCGCUUGUGUGGCGCGGCUGUUCGUUGCCGCUCGGCCCGAGGUCCUCGAAUGCGCGCUGACGCAGCUACGGCCAGUGAACGACGUAGCUCCGCCGCCCCGAACGAGUCGGAGAGGGCUAGGGCCGAGCUGGAUCGUCGAACGAGUCCUCGACGUAGCUCCGCCACGGCUUGUCGAACUGGUCGCAGGGAAUUCCGGCCGAGCAGGGUCAUCAUCGUCACCAGCUGCAAGGCGUGCCAAGGAAGAAGACGGCGUGGAUUACCCCUGGCUAGUGCGGACGGAAGUGCGGGAUAGAGCCAAGAAGCUGAGUCGCGACGCAACGGCAUUAGAACUUGAUGACGGCCGCGGACUGCCCCUUAUGCGGCGGGAAGAAAAUCUUCUUCGUGCAUUCAGCACAGCGUCAUCGACUAACAGUUAUUCAUGGAUAGCGCAAAGAAAUGCCUUUGUUUUUGUUGUAAAAACGCAAAUCCACAACCGCCACUCAAGCGGUGAUCAGGACCAUGAGGAUCUGCAUUCGUGUUUGAUGAUGUUGUGUUGUAUAUGCUGAGAGGACGCCAGUUUUGCAUGGCAUUAGCCCUCAGGUGGAAGCAGCGCAAAAGUUUCGCCUGCCCGUCCAGAAGUUCAUGGAUCGGGGGUCGAGUCCUCGACGUAGCUCCGCCGCGGCUUGUCGAACUGGUCGCGGGGACUGGCGAAAUCGUGCGCGUUGGUUUGUGCUGCAGAGCAUGGGAGUGGGCUGCUACUUACACAAAAGCACAUGCGCGGUAAAGUAGUAGAGUGUGCGCAUGUUGUGGUCGUGGCAGCUAUUGUCUCCAAAGUCGUUUUUGAUGAAGGCGCGGUAAAGUUGAAGAGCCUCUGCCUUCAUGCGCCGGCCGCCAAUUUAUGGAGGUUUGUAUCUUCAUCGGAGUGUAUCUCACAUGAUUGUAGGCUUAAGCCUUUUAAAUCCAAUGCAAUCUCAU